Messenger RNA from Protopterus annectens (West African lungfish), 1275 nucleotides. RefSeq names its product prohibitin 2 (gene PHB2). NCBI's taxonomy places the organism in Eukaryota, Metazoa, Chordata, Ceratodontiformes, Protopteridae. The transcript is spliced from 11 exons. Gene Ontology annotation, cellular component: mitochondrion; membrane. The record is from RefSeq and is a predicted model, not a curated record. Gene Ontology annotation, biological process: mitochondrion organization. The coding region runs from base 37 to 1056 and encodes 339 amino acids.
GAAUAGAAAGUAGCGAUUUGUGUUGAUAAACGGCAUAUGUUAAUAGUAGGAACCAUUUCCGGUGUCCUUUUUAAUGCAUGUGGGCUACGACGUGACCGGGUGAAGGAGUACGGAGUACAUCAUUUGACAGUAGGGACACAUCUGUUAGAUCCAAUGGCACAGAACUUGAAAGAUUUUGCAGGCCGAAUUCCUGCUGGACCCCGGGGGAUGGGCACUGCCUUGAAGUUCCUUAUAGGGGCCGGAGCGCUUGGCUAUGGUGUGAAGGAGUCCAUUUAUACAGUGGAUGGUGGUCAACGAGCAAUUAUUUUCAACAGAAUUGGAGGGAUCCAGCCCAACACUAUACUGGCAGAAGGCUUGCAUUUCAGAUUUCCUUGGAUUCAGUACCCAAUUAUUUAUGACAUUCGGGCUAGACCACGAAAAAUAUCUUCACCAACUGGUUCUAAAGACUUGCAGAUGGUGAAUAUCACUCUGAGAGUGCUGUCACGUCCAAAUGCAGUCAGCCUUCCUGCUAUGUACCAACGCUUGGGCCUGGACUAUGAUGAGAGGGUGUUGCCCUCCAUUGUCAACGAAGUUCUUAAGAGUGUGGUUGCCAAAUUCAAUGCUUCACAGCUUAUCACACAGCGAGCUCAGGUCUCUCUCCUAAUUCGCCGAGAGCUAACUGAGCGAGCCAAGGACUUUAACAUUAUCCUUGACGAUGUUGCCAUUACUGACUUGACGUUUAGUAAAGAAUACACAGCCGCUGUUGAAGCCAAGCAAGUGGCUCAACAGGAAGCACAGAGGGCUCAGUUCUUGGUGGAGAAGGCUAAACAGGAGCAAAAACAGAAGAUUGUGCAGGCAGAGGGAGAAGCUGCAUCUGCUAAAAUGAUUGGAGAGGCUCUGAACAAAAAUCCUGGUUACCUGAAGUUGCGUCGCAUUCGAGCUGCCCAGAGCAUUGCAAAAACGAUUGCAUCGUCUCAAAAUCGUGUGUACCUUACAGCUGAUAAUCUGGUGCUCAACCUACAGGACUUGGGCUUCACGAGGGGCAGUGACUACUUAGAAAAACAGAGCAAAAAAUAAAUGAAAGAAGAAAAGAUGUGUCCGAGAUGGAGUCCGCAUUCUGAAAACAGCUGUGCCGAGUGGAAAAAGUGUCAAAUCAGCAUCCAACCCUCAAGAAACGGCACAACAUUCUUAGAAAUACAUAUGUAUAAAUAUAAAUAUCUGUAAUUCCAAUGUGUUUAUAUUUUGUACUUGAUUUUUCUCAUCUUUAAAAACUACUAAAAAGAUUUAAUAUUGAAA